AUGGAGAGACAACACCAGGCUCUUGAAGAGCCCACGUGCCCUGUCGCAGGUUCUCAUUUAUCUCCUCGAGGUCGACAGCCUCAGAUUCAGAGGACAGUGCAAACAAACAGCACAAACCUAUCUCUGACCCUGCGCACAUGGGGCAUACCCGAUCAGUCUUUGCCAUCCAGCAAAACGAGUUGGCCUGCCGACGUCGACACCGUCACCAUCAAGAACAUCCCGUGUCGCUGUCGUGGUCCAGAGAUCCUGGACGCUCUUCGAAGUCUUGGGUUCGGAAGCGAGAAGCUCGUGUACUUCCAUCUGCCAGUGAAGGAAAAGCAUGACGCCGGUAACCUGGGUUACUGCUUUGUCGGCUUCCGCAACCCAGAAUUGGCAGAAGAAUUCUGCCGCCGUGCAAAGAACUUCACGUUUCCUUCACGCCAGAGCCAGAAAGUGAUAUCGGUGGAACCCGCCCGGAACCGCAGAGAUUCGAUGACGAGCUCCGAUAACAUGCACGGCGAGAUCGUCUUUUUUGAUAAUUUUGUGCCCCACGGUGUCGCUACAAUUGAGGCAUCUUCAGUCCCUUCCAGACGGCGUAGCGGAGGAGAAGACUCUGGAAGCGGGCGAGCGCGAGACUACAGCAUCCGCUUGUGCCUGUAG
Molecule: messenger RNA, 639 nt
Organism: Symbiodinium natans
Lineage: Eukaryota; Dinophyceae; Suessiales; Symbiodiniaceae
Source: the annotation of a GenBank genome assembly